This is a messenger RNA of Chondrus crispus (carragheen), 1900 nucleotides long. RefSeq names its product Animal heme peroxidase homologue. Gene Ontology annotation, biological process: response to oxidative stress. The coding region runs from base 1 to 1716 and encodes 571 amino acids. The record is from RefSeq and is a predicted model, not a curated record. Gene Ontology annotation, molecular function: peroxidase activity; heme binding. The transcript has 2 exons. NCBI's taxonomy places the organism in Eukaryota, Rhodophyta, Florideophyceae, Gigartinales, Gigartinaceae.
AUGAACAAAGCAAUCGCUGCCUUCGUCCUCUUUUGCUUGCUCGGCUCCGCCGUCGCCCAGCCCACCAGUGGUAACGGCCCUACAGAUGCCGCAGCCUUCGAUUCCGUCGCCCCCGGCAGUCCCACCUUUGUGGAUCGUCUGAGGACCCCGUGUGACCCCCGCUUCCGUACCUUCGACGGAAGCUGCACUAACGAUGCCACCGACAUGAACCGUCUCGAAGGCUCCGCAGGCCUGCCCCAGUUCACCUACUUCACGCAGAGCCCGCCCAACCUCCUCUUCUCGGACGACCUCCCGUCCCCCAGGCUCAUUUCCAACGCCCUCACCACCCAGACCAUGGACGUGCGCGAGCCGCGCGGCCUGAACGAGCUCAUCACCUUCUUCGGCCAGUUCAUCGACCACACCCUCACCUCCACCCCGACCAACAAUGGCAACGAGGGUACCAUCGCCGAGCCCGCCUUCAUCGACAUCCCCGAGGACGACCCCAUCAUGGCCAACAUCUCCCGCUCGUCCCUCUUCUUCUUCCGCUCCGAGCGCGAAGAGGUCAGCGGCGCCAGGGAUAUCGAGCGCCCCAUCAACAUCCUCACCUCCGCCAUGGACCUCGACUCCGUGUACGGCCCCAGUAAGGAGCGCGCCGACGCCCUCCGCACCUUCACCGACGGCCUGAUGAAGACCAGCGCCAACGACCUCCUCCCGCUCAACACCCUGGGCCUGUCCAACGAGCCCACCCCCGCUUCCAACUUCUUCGUCGCCGGUGACGCCCGCCCCAACGAGCACCCUGUCCUCACCACCAUCCACACCGUCUUCCUCCGCGAGCACAACGACAUCGCUCGCGAGAUCAAGGCCGCCUUCCCGGAAAUGGAUGACGACGAAAUCUUCAACAACACCCGCCAGGUGAACAUCGCCCAGUUUCAGAGGAUCGUCUUCGACGAGUGGUACCCCGCCAUCACCGGACGCACCCUCCCCGCCUAUAGAGGCUUCAGCCGCUCAGCUGACCCCACCGCCAGUAUCCUCUUCACCACCGCCUCCUUCCGCGUCGGCCAUACUCUUGUCAACAACCAGGUCACCCUCCUCGGCCCCGGCCUGUCCCCCAUGAGCCCGCUCGACCUCACCAUGACCUUCUUCGCCGGCGUGCCCCCGAUCACGGCCAACGGCAUUGAACCGUUCAUCCGCGGUAUCCUCAACACCGGCGCCCAGAAGAUCGACCUCAUGGUCGUUGACGCCCUUCGCAACUUCCUCUUCAGCAACAUCGAAGAAGUCAUCGGCCUCGACCUCAUCGCCCUCAACCUCCAGCGCAGCCGCGACCAUGGUGUGAUGCUCUACACUGACGUCCGCCGCCGAUUCCGCAGCGGCCGUGGCCGCAUUGCCCGAAGCUUCGCGGAUAUCACCAGUGACACCAACAUUCAGAGCAGGCUCCAGAGCGUCUACGGUGACGUCGACAAUGUCGAGGCCUGGAUCGGCCUCAUGGCCGAAGACCACGCCUCUGGCAGCUCCAUGGGCCCCACGAUGCUUGGCAUCUGGGAGGAGGAGUUCGGCCGCAUCAGGGAUGGUGACCGCUUCUACUACGAGAACACGUUCCAAUAUGACCCGCGCAUUCUCGCCAGCAUCCCCAGGCUCCAAGCCGCUCUGGACGGAGAGGACACCAUGAGGGCCCUCUUGGUCAGGAACACCAACAUCUCGCCCUCUGACAUGCCCGCCAGGAUCUUCUUCACCAACUAAUUGUGUUACGGAUUCCAAGGUUUUACACAAACACACAUACGAUAUUCACUUUUUGACAUUUUAUUCAAUUGUUACCGACCUCACCCUCUCCCCCUUUUCUUGCUUUUUGGGACAAACUACAUACUUUUUCAAGGUAUGACAAGUCCUCUCCAAUGAAAUAAAAAACCAGGAAAACGUUCUAACA